UGAAUCUCUUCCCCGACACAAUUUUCCCAAAUCGUCGCGACAACUGCAAAGAUGGGCAGAGUGAUUAGGAACCAAAGAAAGGGCCGUGGCUCGAUCUUUACAGCCAACACAAGAUUGAACAAGGCACCUGCUCAGUUCAGAACUCUCGACUAUGCUGAGAGACACGGUUACGUCCGUGGUGUCGUAAAGGACAUCAUCCACGACCCAGGACGUGGUGCUCCCCUCGCCAAGGUUGUCUUCCGCGAUCCAUACAGAUUCAAGCUCCACACCGAGACCUUCAUCGCCAACGAAGGAAUGUACACCGGACAGUUCAUCUACGCUGGAAAGAACGCCAACCUCACAGUCGGAAACGUUCUCCCUCUCGGAUCUGUUCCAGAAGGUACCGUUAUCUCAAAUGUUGAGGAGAAGGCAGGCGACCGUGGUGCGUUGGGACGUACCUCUGGUAACUAUGUUACCGUCAUCGGACACAACCCUGAUGAGGGAAAGACCCGUGUUAAGCUCCCAUCCGGUGCCAAGAAGGUCAUUAAGAGCAGUGCCCGUGGAAUGAUCGGUAUUGUUGCUGGUGGUGGAAGAACCGACAAACCUCUCUUGAAGGCAUCCCGUGCUAAGCAUAAGUUCGCCGUCAAGCGUAACUCAUGGCCAAAGACUCGUGGUGUUGCCAUGAACCCUGUUGACCAUCCUCACGGAGGUGGUAACCAUCAACAUAUUGGUAAAGCAUCCACAAUCUCAAGAUACGCCGCACAAGGUCAAAAGGCUGGUCUUAUCGCUGCGAGAAGAACUGGUCUGUUACGUGGUACCCAAAAGGUCAAGGAUUGA
Messenger RNA from Botrytis porri, 816 nucleotides. RefSeq lists its product as uncharacterized. The transcript has 4 exons. Gene Ontology annotation, cellular component: cytosolic large ribosomal subunit; ribosome. Gene Ontology annotation, biological process: cytoplasmic translation. NCBI's taxonomy places the organism in Eukaryota, Fungi, Ascomycota, Leotiomycetes, Helotiales, Sclerotiniaceae. Gene Ontology annotation, molecular function: RNA binding; structural constituent of ribosome. The record is from RefSeq and is a predicted model, not a curated record. Bases 52 to 816 code for a protein of 254 amino acids.